CAAAACAGGGCUUGACUAAACUUGGAAAUUUUAAUUUUAAUCCGGUGUGGACAAAUUGAUAUAUUUUCGUCUUUAAUUGCAGAGAUUUUUCAGAGAAAAAAUGGGUCUUGAGGAUUCUGACGAAAUUACUGAGUUGACAGGAUGUAAGCUGCCCACCGCGUAUUUGAACAGGUUCAAAGGUGCGCAGCAACACGGGGGAAGUAGAGACUUAUGUAUGCGAGCAGAGACAUUGAAGGAGGCGUCUCCAAAGCGUAGGAUAAUUUCAAACUAA
This is a messenger RNA of Acanthoscelides obtectus, 271 nucleotides long. Lineage: Eukaryota; Metazoa; Arthropoda; Insecta; Coleoptera; Chrysomelidae. The record is from the annotation of a GenBank genome assembly.